Molecule: messenger RNA, 1218 nt
Organism: Pipistrellus nathusii (Nathusius's pipistrelle)
Lineage: Eukaryota; Metazoa; Chordata; Mammalia; Chiroptera; Vespertilionidae
Source: the annotation of a GenBank genome assembly
AUGGAGCUGGACCACAGGACGCCCGGGGGCCUCCACGCCUGCCCCGCGCCGCGCGGCGGGCCGGUGGCCAAGCCCAACGUGGUGCUGCAGAUCGGCAAGUGCCGCGCCGAGAUGCUGGAGCACGUGCGCCGCACCCACCGGCACCUGCUGGCCGAGGUGUCCAAGCAGGUGGAGCGCGAGCUGCGCGGGCUGCACCGCUCGGUGGGCAAGCUGGAGGGCAACCUGGACGGCUACGUGCCCCCCGGCGACUCGCUGCGCUGGCGCCGCUCCAUCAAGGCCUGCCUGAGCCGCUGCCAGGACACCAUCGCGCACCUGGAGCGCUGGGUCAAGCGCGAGAUGCACGUGUGGCGCGAGGUCUUCUGCCGCCUGGAGCGCUGGGCCGACCGCCUGGAGGCCGCGGGCGCCAAGCACCCGGCGGGCGGCGAGCCGGGCCGCGCCGUGUCCGUGGGCGUGGGCGGCCCCGAGGGCUGCUACCAGGAGGCCGACGGCUACGACUACAGCGUCAGCCCCUACGCCAUCCCGCCGCCGCCGGCCGCGGGCGAGCUGCCGCCGGGCCAGGCGCUGGAGGAGGAGGCGGCGCAGCAGUACCCGCCCUGGGGGCCCGGCGAGGACGGGCAGCCGCUGCCCGGCGUGGACACGCAGGUGUUCGAGGACCCGCACGAGUUCCUCAGCCACUUGGAGGAGUACCUGCAGCAGGUGGGCGGCUCGGAGGAGUACUGGCUGUCCCAGAUCCAGAACCACAUGAACGGGCCGGCCAAGAAGUGGUGGGAGUUCAAGCAGGGCUCCGUCAAGAACUGGGUGCAGUUCAAGAAGGAGUUCCUGCAGUACAGCGAGGGCACGCUGUCCCGCGAGGCGCUGCAGCGCGAGCUGGACCUGCCGCAGAAGCAGGGCGAGCCGCUCGACCAGUUCCUGUGGCGCAAGCGCGACCUGUACCAGACGCUGCACGUGGACGCCGAGGAGGAGGAGAUCAUCCAGUACGUGGUGGGCACCCUGCAGCCCAAGCUCAAGCGCUUCCUGCGCCACCCGCUGCCCAAGACCCUGGAACAGCUCAUCCAGCGCGGCCUGGAGGUGCAGGGCGGCCUGGAGCAGGCCGAGCCCGCCCCCCCGCGCCCCGCCGCCGAGGAGGCCGGGGCCCAGCCCGAGCCCGAGCCCGAGGGCGCCCUCACGCCAGCCCUCACCAACGAGUCCGCCGUCAGCGACUGCGCCAAGCCCGAGUAG